CACGCCCAGCGCUCAGCGGCGCUCGCCCCGCAGGCCCCCGCCCUCCUCCAGCCUCGAGAGUUGCUCGCCGGGCCUCCGGGACUCGCCGGCUCUCGGGCCCGCCCCCGAAAACGUGGAGCGCUGAGGCGGCGGGAAGUUUGUCAAAGAUGAAAGUGACCUUAUCAGCUCUGGAUACUCAUGAGAGUUCUUUCACGCCUUUGGUCAUCAUAGAACUCGCUCAGGAUGUCAAGGAAGAAACCAAAGAAUGGCUGAAAAACAGAAUCAUCACUAAAAAGAAAGAUGGAGGUGCUCAGCUGUUGUUUAGACCGUUGUUAAAUAAAUAUGAGAAAGAAACACUGGAAAAUCAGAACUUGUAUCUUGUCGGUGCCUCCAAGAUUCGAUUGUUGCUGGGGGCAGAAGCAGUGGGAUUGGUAAAAGAGUGCAGUGAUAACACCAUGAGAGCCUUCACGUAUGGAACCCGACACAACUUCAAAGAUUUUGAUGAUGAUAAUGAUGAUUUCCUCAGCAUGGCAGAACGUCAAUUCAUCAUCAAACAUGAACUUGAAAAUCUUCGAGCCAGAGAUGAAAAAAUGGUCCCUGGAUACCCCCAGGCAAAAUUGUACCCAGGAAAAUCAUUAUAUACUGACUUGCUGUCCUCCUUGAGGGGCCUGUUGCCUGAUACGCUCAUCACUUGUCUGUGGGAACAAGUGAGAAGGCUGCUCACAUCUGGCAUUGUGGUUCAGGUGUUCCCACUGCAUGACAAUGAGGCCCUGAAGAAGCUUGAGGACACCUGGUAUACUCGAUUUACCUUGAAGUUCCAGCCCAUAGACAGAAUUCGUGGCUACUUUGGAGAAACCAUCGCUCUUUAUUUUGGCUUUCUGGAGUAUUUCACGUUUGCCUUAAUCCCCAUGGCCAUCAUUGGGUUACCUUACUACUUGUUUGCAUGGGAAGACUAUGACAAGUAUGUGAUCUUCGCCUCGUUCAACCUGAUCUGGUCCACGGUGAUCUUGGAAGUGUGGAAGCGAGGCUGUGCCAGCAUGACCUACCGGUGGGGUACCCUGGUCAUGAAGAGGAAGUUCGAGGAGCCCCGGCCAGGGUAUCACGGAGUCCUGGGUAUCAAUGCAGUAACUGGCCGGGAGGAGCCGCUCUACCCCAGCUACAAGAGACAGCUGCGCAUUUACCUGGUCUCCCUGCCCUUCGUGUGCCUCUGUCUCUAUUUCUCUCUGUUUGUCAUGAUGAUUUACUUCGACAUGGAGGCCUGGGCCUUGGGUCUGCAUGAGGACAGUGGGUCCGAGUGGACCAGCAUCUUGUUGUAUGUGCCCAGCAUCAUCUAUGCCAUUGUGAUCGAGAUCAUGAACCGCCUCUAUCGAUACGCUGCUGAGUUUUUAACCUCAUGGGAGAAUCACAGAUUGGAAUCUGCCUACCAGAAUCACCUAAUUCUGAAAGUGUUAGUGUUCAACUUUCUGAAUUGCUUUGCCUCACUUUUCUACAUUGCCUUUGUCCUGAAGGAUAUGAAGCUUUUGCGUCAGAGCUUGGCUACUCUCCUGAUUACCUCCCAGAUCCUUAACCAAAUUGUGGAAUCUCUUCUUCCUUAUUGGCUCCAAAAGAAGCACCAUGUGCGGGUGAAGAAGAAGGUGGAAGCUUUAAAGGCAGACAUCGAUGCUACAUUAUAUGAACAGGUCGUUCUGGAAAAGGAAAUGGGAACUUACUUGGGCACCUUUGAUGAUUACUUGGAGUUAUUCCUGCAGUUUGGUUAUGUGAGCCUUUUCUCCUGUGUUUACCCACUGGCAGCUGCCUUCGCUGUGCUAAAUAAUCUCACCGAAGUUAAUUCAGAUGCCUUAAAAAUGUGCAGAGUCUUCAAACGUCCGUUCUCAGAACCCUCAGCCAGUAUUGGUGUAUGGCAGUUGGCUUUUGAAACAAUGAGUGUUAUAUCUGUGGUCACCAACUGUGCUCUGAUUGGAAUGUCACCACAAGUGAAUGCACUCUUCCCAGAGUCAAAGACAGACCUCAUUUUGAUCGUGGUAGCCGUGGAGCACACGCUCCUGGCUUUGAAGUUCAUCCUUGCAUUUGCCAUACCUGAUAAGCCACGGCAUAUCCAGAUGAAACUGGCCAGAUUGGAAUUUGAAUCUUUGGAGGCACUCAAGCAGCAGCAGAUGAAGCUCACAGCCGAGAACCUGAAAGAGGAAUGCAGGGAAGGCGGGAAGGAGAAGGCGUCCUGAGGGUGGACCCACUUCAGGCUCCUGCCCGAGCCCCACACCCACUCCGGCCGCCUGACCUUGCUCCAGAGCCACCAGGGCCCAGCCUCGCAUAUGGACCAGCCACCAGCUCCGCACACCAUCCUCAGGGUGACUGUUGGCCGAUGGGGGUGGCAUCCAGCCGAGCCCCCGCUGGGAGAACGGGCGCCAGUGAGACGGCGUUUCCACACUCCUGGCUCUGUCCUGCAAUAAGUUCACAAACCCUUCAUCGACAGAAAGUGCCCACCGAGCUAUUAAAGGCCCCGUGCACGUC
Dama dama (fallow deer) is the source of this 2487-nucleotide messenger RNA. It is a transcript of the gene ANO10, whose product is annotated as anoctamin 10. Gene Ontology annotation, biological process: chloride transmembrane transport. Gene Ontology annotation, molecular function: chloride channel activity. NCBI's taxonomy places the organism in Eukaryota, Metazoa, Chordata, Mammalia, Artiodactyla, Cervidae. The coding region runs from base 147 to 2198 and encodes 683 amino acids. Gene Ontology annotation, cellular component: plasma membrane. The transcript is spliced from 14 exons. The record is from RefSeq and is a predicted model, not a curated record.